AUGUUGACCGGUUUUCACAAUUCCUUGUGUGCAACAGUUCAAGCUCUUAAAACGAUAUCAAGGAAACUGCAGAUAAAUUACUGGAACAUUAACCAAACCUUUUGCAGUGGGGGUAAUGUUUUGAAUGUGAUAGUCCCCGAUGAUAUUCUUAGCAAUGUUACUUGCAAUUGUAACACCACCGUCUGCCACGUCACAAACAUCCAGCUGAAGGGUCUAAAUUUAACAGGAGAACUACCAGCCGAAUUUGCAAAUCUUAGUCACCUGCAAGAAAUUGAUCUCACUCGCAACUUCAUUAACGGAUCAAUUCCUACAUCUUUUGCUCAACUCCCACUGACCAUUCUGUCCAUUUUGGGAAACCGAAUCAGUGGUUCAAUUCCUAAGGAGAUUGGUGACAUUGCUACCCUUGAGCAGCUGGUUUUGGAAGAUAAUCAGCUUGGGGGACCUCUUCCUUCGAACCUCGGAAGCUUGAGCCACUUGAGUAGAGUACUUCUUUCUGCUAACAAUUUUACGGGAACGCUGCCAGAAACAUUCAGCAAUCUAAAGAACUUAACGGAUUUUAGGAUAGAUGGGAGUAAACUGUCCGGGAAGAUACCAGAUUGGAUUGGGAACUGGACGAUACUUGAUAGACUUGAUCUGCAAGGCACGUCCAUGGACGGACCCUUUCCAGCUACCAUAUCCCAAUUGAAAAACUUAACUCAGUUGCGAGUAACUGAUUUGAAUGGACCAACCACGAGUUUCCCAGAUCUGCGGGAUAUGACAAAAUUGGAAGAACUGAUAUUGAGAAAUUGCUUAAUUACUGAUUCACUCCCGGAAUACAUUGGUGAAAUUACUGCACUUAAAACUUUAGACCUGAGCUUCAACAGGUUGACAGGUCAAAUUCCAGGGACAUUUCAGAGUUUGAAUCUUAAUUACAUGUUUCUGAACAACAACUCACUAAGUGGAACAAUACCUGACUGGAUACUCAACAACAAAUAUAACAUGGAUGUAUCUUACAACAACUUUACAGAGCCUUCUCCAUUUGCUUGCCAGUCAUCAAGCGUGAAUUUAGCUUCCAGCUACUCUUCUGUGGAGGGCAACUCAAUUGCUUGGUGCUUGAAGAAGGACCUUCCUUGCUCGCAAAAUCCCCAAUACCAUUCCUUGUUUAUCAAUUGUGGAGGAAGCGACACAACCUUUGAUGGGAAUGAUUAUGAAGCAGACUUAGCCACACAGGGUCCAUCAUACUUUUAUGUUUCUUCAGAAAAAUGGGCUUAUAGCAGUACAGGGGUUUUCAUGGGCAAUGACGGUGCUAGUUACAAAGCAAACAACUCUUUCUCUUUGAAUGUGACUGAUGAGAUAUACAGAACAGCACGCCUUUCCCCUACUUCACUUAAGUACUAUGGCCUUUGCUUGCGUAAAGGCAGUUAUAAAGUUCGACUUCACUUUGCUGAAAUAAUGUAUUCUAAUGACCAGACAUAUAGUAGCCUUGGGAAGCGGAUUUUUGAUGUAUCAAUCCAAGGGAAUGUAUUUUUGAAGGAUUUUAACAUUAUGGAGGAAGCUAAAGUUGCUGGCAAAGACAUCACUAAGGAAUUUAAUGUCCUCGUUAAUGGCAGCACUCUAGAGAUCCACUUAUACUGGUCUGGGAAAGGGACUACUGCAAUUCCUGACAGAGGUGUAUAUGGACCUCUUAUAUCUGCUAUUUCAGUGACACCAAACUUUGAUCCUAAUACUGGUAAGGGACUUUCUGUUGGAGCUAUCAUUGGUAUCGUGGCUGCUUCAUGUGUGGUCGUUGCGUUGAUUUUGUUUGUACUUCGAAUGAAAGGUUACUUAGGAGGGCAAGACCUUGAAAAUGAAGAACUUCGAGCGCUAGAUCUGCAAACAGGUUAUUUCACUCUAAGACACAUCAAAACUGCUACUAGUAACUUUGACCCUGCAAACAAGAUUGGUGAAGGAGGAUUUGGACCGGUUUACAAGGGUGUACUGUCAGAUGGUACAGUAAUUGCUGUUAAGCAGCUUUCCUCCAAAUCUAAGCAAGGAAAUCGCGAGUUUGUCAAUGAGAUAGGCAUGAUAUCUGCCCUACAACACCCAAACCUUGUGAGGCUUUAUGGCUGUUGCAUUGAAGGAAACCAGUUGUUGCUAAUUUAUGAAUACUUGGAAAACAAUUGUCUUGCUCGUGCACUCUUUGGUCGCAAUGAACACAAGCUGAACUUGGAUUGGCUAACAAGAAAGAGAAUAAGCUUAGGAAUAGCAAAGGGCUUAGCAUAUCUUCACGAGGAGUCAAGGUUGAAAAUCGUUCAUAGAGACAUUAAGGCUACCAAUGUGCUGCUUGAUAAGGAUCUGAAUGCUAAGAUAUCUGACUUUGGUUUAGCCAAGCUUGAUGAGGAAGAGAACACCCAUAUCAGCACUAGAAUUGCUGGAACAAUAGGAUAUAUGGCUCCUGAAUAUGCAAUGAGGGGUUAUUUGACGGACAAAGCAGAUGUUUACAGCUUUGGAAUUGUUUUAUUGGAGAUUGUCAGUGGGAAAAGCAAUACAAAUUACAGGCCAAAGGAGGAGUUUGUUUACCUUCUUGAUUGGGCUUAUGUUUUACAAGAGCAGGGAAACCUUUUAGAACUGGUAGAUCUGAGUCUUGGUUCAAACUACUCAAAAGAAGAGGCGAUGAGGAUGUUAAACUUGUCUCUUUUAUGCACCAACCCAUCUCCCACUCUCAGACCAUCCAUGUCUUCUGUGGUGAGUAUGAUCGAGGGCAAUAGUCCAGUUCAAGCUCCGAUAGUGAAGCGUAGUUCAGAGAACGAGGACAUGAGGUUUAAAGCCUUGGAGAAGCUAUCACAGGACAGCCAGACACACGUCUCGUCAUUCUCUCAGGACAGUCUGGUGCAGAGGAGCAUAUCAAUGGAUGGGCCAUGGAUUGAUUCCUCCAUCUCUAUCCAAAGUAAUAAGAAUGGGUCUGUGAAGGAAGAAACUUCAUCAAGAAAGCUUCUUUCAGAUCUUUAUGAUGUGAAUUUACACUGAUUAACCGAAAUGAGAUGUGCAACUGUGGCGCUUUGAAAUUAUAUUUUGUAAAUUUUGUGAAGUUAGCCAACCUGUCCUUUAAAUGAUUUUAGAAAGUAAUGAAGUUUGAUUUGUUAAAAAGCUAUUGUCUAUUUUUUUAGACUAACAAACUGUAUCAUCCGAGUGUGUCUAUUUGGACCACUUUGGUCCCUCCCUCCUGGGAAUGAAUGCUUUUAUAUUUUGCGUUUUUCUGAAAUUUCCAAAGCCAUCCAUGCACAUAAAGCUUGGUAUAUCAGCA
Cornus florida is the source of this 3262-nucleotide messenger RNA. Its product is annotated as probable LRR receptor-like serine/threonine-protein kinase At1g53430. The record is from RefSeq and is a predicted model, not a curated record. Gene Ontology annotation, biological process: protein phosphorylation. Gene Ontology annotation, molecular function: ATP binding; protein kinase activity; protein binding. Bases 1 to 2985 code for a protein of 994 amino acids. The transcript has 23 exons. Lineage: Eukaryota; Viridiplantae; Streptophyta; Magnoliopsida; Cornales; Cornaceae.